ACUUGGAAAUUCCAACUCCCCCGAAUGACUAUAAAUGGCCCCAUGAUCUCCAAGCAAACGCGUUAUAAAUCUGAAAAGACUCGAGUGGAGUCAAGUCAACUCAACAGGUCUACCCUUCAGUUGGGCGCAGCUGCCAUGCAUCUUCCCAAUUUGAUUACAUAAAUUACUGGUGCUUGAGCACGAAAUCGGCAGCAUACAGGGAGGAGAAAUCAACAAAUUACUAUUUACUUUGGGGCAAUCUGAGUCCAGUUAUAAGAGGCCUCGGUGCUAAACACAGAAAUUUCAAGUGUAAACAAUGGCCUCCCUCGCUUCUUCUCCGAGCUUCUCCCUACUUCCAAGGGAGGCAUAGUUCGCGUACAAGGCGAUGAGUUCUGGCACAUGACCAAAGUUUUAAGAUUGCGCACAAACGAAAGGGUAGAGCUCUUCAAUGGGAAAGGAGGUUUGAUACAAGGUUUAAUACAGAGCGUCGACCGCUCUGGACUUGUUUUUGUGGCAUUGGAAGAUCCAAAGUCAGUUCUUCCACAGAGCACACAAUGGCAUGUAUUUGCAGCUUUUGGUACUUUAAAGGGUGGCCGAGCUGAUUGGCUUGUUGAGAAAUGCACGGAGCUGGGGGCUAGUAGUUUAACUCCUCUGCUGACAGAACGGUCUCCUACUGUCUCAGAAAAUCGACUGGACAGGUUGCAGCGUGUCAAUAUGGCAGCAGCUAAACAAUGUCAACGGCUGCAUGAAAUGAUCUUGAAUCCUUCAAAGAAUAUUAAUGGUCUUUUACCUCUCGUUGCACAGUCAAAGCUAGCUUUUUUGGCAGUUGCAGAAGGUACUCCUCUUGUUAGUGCAUUAACUUCGUCAGGAACGGAGUCCAGUGGAUUGAUUGUGGUUGGACCUGAAGGUGACUUCACUGAGAAAGAGGUGAAUGAAUUGAUGCAAGCUGGUGCUAUCUCUGUUGGUCUUGGUCCACAUCGAUUACGGGUUGAAACUGCAACUGUGGCUCUUCUGGCAACUCUGAUGUUGUGGUCUGAUUCUCAAAAAACAUGCGAUACUUUAUCUCACUCUCAAGGCUAGUGUUCUUUAGUCAUCUCUUGGAUAAGGCUGAACUACAUUACUUUUUGUGUACCACUUACUUUUGGUCAAUUGUAGAUGACUGUUUGUUUCACCAAUGCUGUUGUUGUUGACCAUAUGAAGGUUAAUUUUAACGAGGGAUUUGAGCACUGUAA
This is a messenger RNA of Prunus avium (sweet cherry), 1211 nucleotides long. The record is from RefSeq and is a predicted model, not a curated record. Lineage: Eukaryota; Viridiplantae; Streptophyta; Magnoliopsida; Rosales; Rosaceae.